CAAAGAGCGCCAAAUUAACGGAAAAACCCGCAAAAACACGAGAGUCACGAAGCAUGUUCAGUCACAGCAGAGCAAGCGCGAGUGGGCUCAUAAACGGGGCAAAGGAGGCGGUGGCGCUCAUCACCAAGCCGCGCACGUUAGCUUCUCGUACCCUCUUCCCUUCUCGCUUAGCUAACGAACGCCUCGCAUCCCAUUCUCACCGCCCCUACGCCACCAUGAACCGAGACGACAACGACCCAAUCGAAGCUAUAUUCCGGCAGAAGCGGUUGCUCCGGUCCAGAAUCCGCAAAGAGCUCAAGAAUAUGGACCCGGUUCGGAGGUCCGAAGAAGAUGCUGCAAUUCAGAGCAUUGUUUUAAAUGCUCCCUGGUUCCAAUCCAGUAAGAGCAUAUGCGCUUACAUAAGCUCUCCUGCUUUACGAGAAGUCGAUACGUCAAGAAUUGUUUCAGAAAUUCUAUCCAAACCUGCCAAUGAGGGUGAUGUGCAGAACAGGAAAAAGCUUUAUGUUCCGCGUGUGGAGGAUAGGAAUAGCAACAUGAGGAUGCUUAGGAUUUCCAGCGUUGAUGAUCUGAUCGUGAACUCGAUGGACAUUUUGGAGCCAGCUCUUUUGGAUUCUGAUGGGAAACAACACGAAGAUGUUUUGGAGGCAAGCGAUCCAGUUGACUUGUUCAUCCUGCCCGGGCUUGCAUUUGACAGAUGUGGAAGGCGUUUAGGCCGUGGUGGAGGUUACUAUGAUUUGUUCCUAAAGAAGUACCAAGAGCUUACAAAGCAACGACAAUGGAAGGAGCCCCUUCGAGUUGCGCUGUCAUAUUCUGUACAGAUCGUGGAGGAAGGAGCCAUAGCUGUCACUUCAAAUGAUGUUUCUGUGGAUGCUCUUGCAUCUCCAGCCGGUGUCAUUCCCAUAAGCCCUGCUGCUCAGGAGAGGAGCAUGGGAUAAUCAACGGAUUUGUUUUCAAGAUGGACCGCAGUACAGAGCGCCAUCAUUGUUGCAAGAUUCUGUUUUAAUUAGCUGCUUCAUCUGUCUUCCAAGAUAGUCUUGUCAAUUACUAAGCACAAGCUAACGGACAUAGCCACUUUCCAGCGGUCCUGCCUCAUCGACGAUUGUCAAUUUGGAGGUGCAUAAUGCAUAAGAACCUUGUUUGCUGGAUUUGCAUCCCGUCGAAUUCCUGAAAAUUUUGUUACGGAAAGAACGGAAUCGAGGAUAUCUAUAUGUAUGUAACCAACUGUACUUUGUUGCCUAAUUAUGAUCCGAGUUUUUUGUA
Pyrus x bretschneideri (Chinese white pear) is the source of this 1260-nucleotide messenger RNA. RefSeq names its product 5-formyltetrahydrofolate cyclo-ligase, mitochondrial-like. The coding region runs from base 54 to 935 and encodes 293 amino acids. Gene Ontology annotation, cellular component: mitochondrion. The record is from RefSeq and is a predicted model, not a curated record. Gene Ontology annotation, molecular function: 5-formyltetrahydrofolate cyclo-ligase activity. Gene Ontology annotation, biological process: folic acid-containing compound biosynthetic process; tetrahydrofolate interconversion. Lineage: Eukaryota; Viridiplantae; Streptophyta; Magnoliopsida; Rosales; Rosaceae. The transcript is spliced from 8 exons.